UAAGACAUUGUUUGACUUAAACACGUUUUAUUAAAGGGCAGUUGAAUAUUUUACAAAUGCUUUCGCUAUAGUAAUGUAUCUUGGACUUAGUAUUUAAAAGUCAUACAAAACAAACCAGCAAUGGUGGUUGGUAAUUGCAUGACAAGCUGCUUAAGUUGGACAAAAUGCAAGAACUUCUAUAGCGGACAAAUGGGUCCUUUAACAAGUUUCAAACUUAGGAUAUUACUUUGUUCGUUCCUGUUCCUUCAACUUGCGGAAUCUGGUCGCCGGGUUGCGAAUCCUGCCCGACAGCAAUCUGGUUGUCCGACGGACAUUUCACAACGUUAUUUUUCACGUCCACGUCCAAGGAGAGGCGACAAUGGAUUUCAAGUUCGAAUUGAGGGAGAUCCAGAAGAUUACGAACCCGAGAGAGAAUACGUUGUGACCAUUCAAAGUACAAACCCUGCUUCGUUUCGUGGAUUUAUGCUCACAGCAAAGCAUGCAAGCAAUGACGAACCAGCUGGCACUUUUACGCCAAUAAACUCUUACACGUCCCGUGUGUUGAGGUCUUGUCCCAGCUAUGCCACCCAAGUUACCAACGGCAAGAAGAAACGUGUCUCUGUAAGAUGGACAGCCCCUGCUAGAGGAUUUGGUUGCGUGGUGCUGGCGGCAAGUGUUGUACAAAAAGGUUGGAUAUGGUUUCGCCACGAAGGAAGACUGUCACUAAAUAUUUGUGAAAGAGAAGCCUUGCCUCCAUCAAAUGCAACCACGGAUUGUUGCGCUUGUGGAAAUGCUACUUACCAUAUGACGUUUUAUGGACUGUGGUCGCCGACCAGUCAUCCGAAAGAUUAUCCUGCGUUUUCUACGCACUGGUCAAACGUAAUCGGAGCGUCGCACAGCAGUGAAUACUCGAUCUGGGAUUAUGGAGAAUUUGCGAGUCCAGCUGUACAGAAAGUCGCGGAAUGGGGUUGGCCCAAUGACGUCGAAACCGAGGUGACGUCACAAGGAGAUCACGUGAUGUCUCUAAUCAAAACUCCAGCGCAAUGGCCAGCCUACCAACCGCGCAACUUGAGGAAUCCUCCAUCUGACACGUUUCAAGUUGAUCAAUCCCGCCACCUGGUGUCGUUGUUGAGCAUGCUUGGUCCAAGUCCUGAUUGGAAUGUUGGAAUAACAAAAGAGACGAUGUGCACGUUAGAGUGUGGUUGGAUUGGCACAAGGGUGUACAAUUUAACGCCGUGGGACGCCGGUACAGACAGUGGGGUAUCAUACCUGUCUGCGAACUCAGCCACAACCCCACAUGAGAGAAUACGGGCCUUAACAUCUGCCGACGACCCGGAAUCGCCGUUUUAUAAAGAAGGGGGUGGCAACAUUGAACCCGUGGCAAGAGUUGUUAUAACUCGCACAAGUUUAUCUGGUGGACAGUGUGGUCACAGUGAACCUGUUCUCAAGCAGUAUUCAGUCACGUCACAAUCAACCACAAGUGACGUCACAAUGUGUUCCUAUGGCCAGUGGAGCGAUUGGUCGGAAUGUGCUGUGACGUGCGGUUGGGGGAUCAAGACCCGAAGCAGGUCCGGAGGUUUUCGGAAAUCGCCAAGCGAAUGUGGGGCAACGAUGGAGAAGGAAAUUUGCCAAGGAAGCGGAGAAUGCGCUGGAGGUGCUGGAGAUUCUACUGUGUGUCUGUAUUCAGAUUGGAUUUCAUGGGGAGAUUGUAGUGUAAGCUGCGGUGCGGGGUUAAAGGUUCGAAAUCGUGUUCUGAUGUGGCCGUCGGAAGCCUCCAAUUGCAGGGAGCCGUUGAAAGAAAUGACAGAGUGUGCUGCUUCUUGUGGUCCGGGAGAUGCGUGCAAUUACUCGACGUGGGGGGAUUGGAUGCCAUGCCCGGUGACGUGUGGGGUUGGGCAAACCAUCAGGAAAAGAUCUGUCACGGCGGGUUCAGAUUGUAGUGCAGUCAUGCAGAACAGCAAAUGCAUGACGUCAAUGUCAUGUGACCAAGUCACAGUUGAUGUUGUCGGCUGUGUAUAUGCGGAGUGGUCUGAUUGGUCAGCGUGUCCAGUCACGUGCGGUAUUGGACAAACGUUUCGUAAGCGGAUGUUACUCAGUGGGGAAUCGACCUGCGAAGGUUUUCAAAUGCAGCAAAGCAAGUGUAUGACGUCAAUGACAUGCCCGAGUGACGACCAAUCAGCAUGCGAGUACGGAGAAUGGUCGGAAUGGAUGCCUUGCUCAGAAAGUUGUGGAAAAGGAGCAACUUUGAGGAAGAGGUUUCUUCUGGGUGAAGAUUCUUCUAGUAAUCAGUGCGAGGGUUUCGUCAUGGAAAACGCGGCUUGUCAUAACCGACCUUGCUCUAAUGAGUCAAACCACCAGCAAUGUGUCUUUCUAUCUUGGAACCCAUGGAUGCCAUGCUCGGUUUCUUGUGGCAAGGGCGAAACUCUUAGAAAACGUUUCCUCAACCAAUCAGCGAGUGUGGACGGCUGCGAAAGAUUUCAAAUGGAGCAAAAUCGUUGCAUGGUACCGUGUGACGUCACAAGUGCAACAACAUGCUUGUACUCCGAAUGGUCCCCAUGGGUUCCAUGCGUAGGAGGUCGACUGACUGGACAAACUACUAGAAAAAAAGUCCUAAAAUUUGCCCCUGAGGGACUGUCCUGUGAAACGUUUAUGAUGGAAACAGCGGCAUGCAUCCCUGUUCCUGUGACUGCUGAAGGGCAAAACCAAUGCUCAUCAACUGAGUGGUCCGAGUGGUCGACAUGCUGCAGACGAGAGCGGGAAACUAGAAAGCGACUACAGAGUUCGCCGAACUCGGGUUGUGUGCAUUUGGUAAAACGACGACGUUGCCAAAAUACUGAACCAUGUCCCCGUGACUGUGUAAUGGGACCUUGGAGUCGGUGGAGCCGUUGUAGCGUCCGGAAAGGAAGAAAAGUCGCCAUCCAGAUCCGGAAGAGACGAAUUCGUGUUCGACCUUUGUCUGCAGGUGCUCCUUGUUCAAGGAGAAAAGAAAAAAGGAGAUGCAACAGAAACGGCUGAAGUUGAUAAACGUUCACAUAACCCAUCCAUGUUCAUAACCAUCAGACCUAUAUUGGGCAAACUGGUGGUGCAUAUAACAAAGUACAGCGUUAACCAGAUGCAUAGAAUUAUUAAUGCAUCCCGUUUAUGCAGUCUAAAGUGUUGUUUUCGUGCCACUUAUUUUGUUAUGUUGAUUUGCCUUUCUGUGUUAAGUACAUCGCGACGAUUUUGAUUCAGUUUGUUGGAUUUUUUCUGUGCAGUGUUUAUUACCAAAUUCAAUACACUGGUGGUAAGGAAAGU
Messenger RNA from Ciona intestinalis (vase tunicate), 3273 nucleotides. The record is from RefSeq and is a predicted model, not a curated record. Lineage: Eukaryota; Metazoa; Chordata; Ascidiacea; Phlebobranchia; Cionidae.